CUGCAUUGCACGUUUGGGUGAGUUUCGGCAAAAUGUACCUGUACAAGGCAGCUUGCAGCGACAUUCACGUCCCUAGGCAGAGAAGAACCCCAGGCCGCUUCUUCCAGAGACAGGGGACAGGAUUGAGCUCACACCACACUGCAGGUUGUCCCCACUGGGAAGGCAGAUCCAACUCUGCUCUGGAGCUGCAGCAGCUGGGGCAUUUCUUGCAGAUCCAUGGGUAUUCUUUACUGGAAUCUGUAGGCGCCAACACCAAAAUGAUCUACAGGAAUCUUGGGAAGUCAGGACUGCGAGUGUCAUGCCUUGGACUCGGCACGUGGGUGACAUUUGGGGGACAGAUUUCAGAUGAGGUGGCAGAGCAGCUGAUGACUAUAGCCUAUGAAAACGGGGUCAACCUCUUUGACACUGCAGAGGUCUAUUCAGCUGGGAAGGCUGAAAUAAUCCUAGGAAACAUUAUCAAGAAAAAGUGUUGGAGGAGAUCCAGUCUGGUCAUCACCACUAAACUGUACUGGGGAGGAAAGGCAGAGACAGAGCGUGGGCUCUCUAGGAAGCACAUUAUUGAAGGUCUGAAGGGUUCUUUACAGAGGUUACAGUUGGAGUAUGUGGACGUGGUUUUUGCCAAUCGUCCCGACAGCAAUACACCAAUGGAGGAGAUAGUGAGAGCCAUGACGCAUGUCAUUAAUAAUGGGAUGUCCAUGUACUGGGGCACGUCACGCUGGUCAGCGAUGGAGAUCAUGGAGGCGUAUUCUGUAGCAAGGCAGUUUAAUCUAAUUCCUCCUGUGUGUGAACAGGCCGAAUAUCAUUUAUUCCAGAGGGAUAAAGUGGAAAUGCAGUUGCCAGAGCUUUACCAUAAGAUUGGUGUUGGAGUGGUUUCCUGGUCUCCUCUAGCCUGUGGCAUCAUCACAGGGAAAUAUGAAAACGGCAUCCCAGAAUCCUCCAGGGCCUCUAUGAAGUCAUACCAGUGGCUGAAGGAGAAGAUUCUGAGUGAGGAUGGCAGAAAGCAGCAGGCCAAGCUUAAGGAAUUGACCCACAUAGCUGAGAGGCUCAGCUGUACCCUGCCACAGCUUGCCAUCG
This is a messenger RNA of Carassius auratus (goldfish), 1074 nucleotides long. RefSeq names its product voltage-gated potassium channel subunit beta-1-like. The record is from RefSeq and is a predicted model, not a curated record. The transcript has 12 exons. Gene Ontology annotation, biological process: potassium ion transport; transmembrane transport; regulation of potassium ion transmembrane transport. The annotation marks the transcript as partial. Gene Ontology annotation, cellular component: cytoplasm; membrane; juxtaparanode region of axon. Lineage: Eukaryota; Metazoa; Chordata; Actinopteri; Cypriniformes; Cyprinidae. Gene Ontology annotation, molecular function: potassium channel regulator activity; voltage-gated potassium channel activity; transmembrane transporter binding.